Molecule: messenger RNA, 1983 nt
Organism: Triticum dicoccoides
Lineage: Eukaryota; Viridiplantae; Streptophyta; Magnoliopsida; Poales; Poaceae
Product: hexokinase-6
Exons: 9
Coding region: 140-1663 (507 amino acids)
Biological process (GO): glucose metabolic process; intracellular glucose homeostasis; glucose 6-phosphate metabolic process
Cellular component (GO): cytosol; mitochondrion
Molecular function (GO): ATP binding; fructokinase activity; glucokinase activity
Source: RefSeq, a predicted model, not a curated record
CCCUCGUCCCACUCUCGCUCCCACGCUCGCGCAAGCGGAACGGGGGAGAGCAGGACAGAGCGGGAGGGAGGCAGAGGCUGCAGUGUCGCAGCCCCCGGUUCGGAAGCCGACCUGGCCGGGGGUCUGUUGAGGUUGUGCGAUGGCGAAGGGGGCGGUCGUGGGGACGACGGCGGUGGUGUGCGCCGCGGCCGCGGCUGCGGCGGCGGUCGGGGUGGCGGUGGUGGUGUCGCGGAGGAGGAGGAGGACGCGGGACGCGGAGGCGGGCAGGCGGAAGAAGGUGGCCGACGUGAUCGAGGAGCUGGAGCAGACGUUGGCCACGCCGACGCCGCUGCUGCGCGGCAUCGCGGACGCCAUGGUGGAGGAGAUGGAGCGCGGGCUGCGCGCCGACCCCCACGCCCCGCUCAAGAUGCUCAUCAGCUACGUCGACAAUCUGCCCACCGGGGAUGAGCAUGGGCUGUUUUAUGCACUGGAUCUUGGUGGGACCAACUUUCGUGUUCUACGGGUUCAGCUUGGAGGAAAGGAGAAACGUGCUGUCCAACAAUAUGAAGAGGUUCCCAUUCCACCUCAUCUGAUGGUUGGGACUUCCACCGAACUAUUUGAUUUCAUUGCGGCUGAGCUGGAAAGAUUUGUUGAGACUGAAGGAGACGAUUUCCACUUGCCUGAGGGCAGACAUAGGGAACUGGGUUUCACCUUUUCUUUCCCAGUACACCAAACAUCGAUAUCGUCAGGCACCCUCGUUAAGUGGACAAAGGGAUUUUGCAUCAAUGGCACGGUUGGGAAAGAUGUGGUGGCUGAACUGAGCAGUGCUAUGGAGAGGCAGGGGCUUGAUAUGAAAGUUACAGCUUUGGUUAAUGAUACUGUAGGCACAUUGGCUGGCGGGAUCUAUGCUGAUAAUGAUGUCGUUGCUGCUGUAAUAUUGGGCACUGGGACAAAUGCAGCGUAUGUUGAGCAUGUAGAUGCAAUUCCAAAAUGGAAGGGACCACUACCUAGAUCAGGAAACAUGGUAAUCAACAUGGAAUGGGGAAACUUUAAGUCAGACAAGCUUCCCCGUUCUGACUACGAUAUUGCCUUGGAUUUUGAAAGUUUGAACCCCGGCGAGCAGAUGUAUGAGAAGAUGAUUUCGGGCAUGUAUCUUGGAGAGGUUGUGCGAAGGAUCUUGCUUAGGCUGGCUCAUGAUGCUUCCUUAUUUGGUGAUGUUGUUCCAUCAAAAUUGGAGAAACUAUUUGUACUGAGGACGCCGGAUAUGUCAACCAUGCAUCAUGACACCUCACAUGAUCUCAAACACCUUGGUGCUAAGCUGAAGGAUAUCCUGGGGGUUGCCGAUACUUCGCUGGAAGCAAGAUACAUAACCCUCCACGUCUGCGACAAGGUCGCGGAGAGAGGCGCGCGCCUGGCUGCCGCCGGCAUAUACGGCAUCCUGAAGAAGCUGGGCAGGGACAGAGCGCCGAGUGACGGCAGUCCGAAGCAAAGGACCGUCGUCGCCAUAGAUGGCGGCCUCUACGAGCACUACAAGAAGUUCAGCUCCCGCGUCGAGGCGACGCUCGCGGAGCUGCUCGGGGAGGCGGCCGCCUCGUCGGUCGUCGUCAAGAUGGCCAACGACGGCUCCGGCAUCGGCGCCGCGCUUCUUGCGGCCUCACACUCCCAGUACAAUGUCGUCGAGUAGUCCCAAGGAGAGGGAGUGAGCUCCUGGCGCGGCUUCUUGCUUUCGCCUCGAUCACUUAUUUUGCCAUUUCUCUCCACUGAUAGCUAGUCUUGUGCCAAUGAGUUCCGUUUGCAACCGCGGGAAGGCGGAAACGGAGACGGAGGUUAGAAUGACGCCGCUCCUUUCCUGCCAAUUCUUUUUCCCUAAACCUGCAAGUUUCUGUUGCGAUGCCAUGUCGCGAACCAAACAGAGGAGACCUGCCUGCAUCUGAUCUUCUAUAAUUCAGAAUAAGGAGGGUGGUAUAUAUAUGAUCGCAUAAUCGAAACAUUUAUGAUUUCUUC